AUGAACUUGUUUCCCUUCACUGGCCUUCCCCGUUGUUUUAACGAAUGUCUUUGGAUAUCCGGCGAAAAGUAUGCGAGUGCUGAUAAGCUUACAAAGCUUACACUUCAAAAUCUUCAAUAUCACGACAUCGAGACUCUCUUGGUGACCUCUCAGCACAAUUCUGCGGAGCUGAACUCAAAAUUCUUCGUUUUCUUGCCACUUGGUUGCAAGGCGACGCACGCAGAGAGUAUCGAAAUCACAAUGAAGUUCUUCCGCAUAAAUCAUGCCCGGAAUGUCCUACCUAUUGUUCCUGCCGUUUCAGGAGUUGCCUUCUGGCGUACAGUCUCGAAAUAUUUCUCUAAGAUCUCACCGGUGUGGAACCUCGUUAACUACAAGCGCUUGUUAGAGAAGCUCUCAACUCGCCGUCAAUUCAUGGAAGUGGUAUUCAAUGAAGACCUUGAGGGGCAUUCUCGUGUUGCAGUAUUACCGAAAGCCAUCGCUAGUAUAACUCCCAUCCAUGACCAUCUAUUCGUUCUACAGCGGAACAAGGCCGAUAAGAAUCAAGCAUUCGCCAGCCUGAAGUUGCAGAGAUGCUGA
Molecule: messenger RNA, 576 nt
Organism: Lindgomyces ingoldianus
Lineage: Eukaryota; Fungi; Ascomycota; Dothideomycetes; Pleosporales; Lindgomycetaceae
Exons: 3
Coding region: 1-576 (191 amino acids)
Source: RefSeq, a predicted model, not a curated record